GAGCCUGGGCCCGCUGGCGUGGAGGCGAGCGGAGGCCCGAGGGAGGAGGGCUCGAGGUGUUGGUGUCUCCCGCGAGCCGCCGCGAUGAAGGUGAAGAUGCUGAGCCGGAACCCGGACAACUACGUCCGCGAGACCAAGUUGGACCUACAGAGAGUUCCUAGAAACUACGAUCCUACCUUACAUCCUUUUGAGGUCCCGCGAGAAUACGUGAGAGCUUUAAAUGCUACCAAGUUGGAGCGGGUGUUUGCCAAACCAUUCCUUGCUUCCCUGGAUGGACACCGAGAUGGAGUCAACUGCUUGGCAAAGCACCCCAAAAGCUUGGCUACUGUCCUUUCGGGGGCAUGCGACGGAGAGGUUAAGAUUUGGAACUUGACUAAACGAAAGUGUAUCCGUACAAUACAAGCGCACGAAGGUUUUGUACGAGGAAUAUGUACUCGAUUUUGUGGGUCUUCUUUUUUUACGGUUGGUGAUGACAAAACUGUGAAGCAGUGGAAGAUGGAUGGGCCAGACUCUGGAGCAGAAGAAGAACCAUUGCAUACAAUAUUAGGAAAGACAGUAUAUACAGGAAUUGAUCAUCACUGGAAAGAUCCUGUUUUUGCCACAUGUGGACAGCAAGUGGACAUUUGGGAUGAACAUAGAACAAAUCCUGUCUGUUCAAUGACCUGGGGAUUUGACAGUAUAAGUAGUGUUAAAUUUAACCCAAUCGAGACGUUUCUCUUGGGAAGUUGUGCCUCUGACAGGAAUAUAGUAUUGUAUGACAUGAGGCAAGCUACUCCUCUGAAAAAGGUCAUCUUAGAUAUGAGAACAAAUACAAUCUGUUGGAACCCUAUGGAAGCUUUUGUUUUCACUGCGGCAAAUGAAGAUUACAACCUGUAUACCUUUGACAUGCGUGCUUUGGAUACCCCUAUGAUGGUCCACAUGGACCACGUGUCUGCUGUGCUGGAUGUGGAUUACUCCCCCACCGGAAAAGACUUCGUGUCUGCAAGUUUUGAUAAGUCAAUUCGCAUCUUUCCUGUGGAUAAAAGCCGGAGCAGGGAAGUCUAUCACACAAAGCGAAUGCAGCAUGUCAUCUGUGUCAAGUGGACCUCCGACAGCAAGUACAUCAUGUGCGGCUCUGACGAGAUGAACAUUCGCCUAUGGAAAGCCAAUGCUUCGGAAAAAUUGGGUGUGCUCACGUCACGAGAAAAAGCAGCCAUAGAUUAUAACCAGAAGCUGAAGGAGAAAUUCCAACACUAUCCUCAAAUAAAACGAAUAGCUCGGCACCGACAUCUCCCCAAGUCCAUCUACAGCCAGAUCCAGGAGCAGCGGGUGAUGAAGGAGGCCCGGCGCAGGAAGGAGGUGAAUCGCCGCAAACAUAGCAAGCCUGGGUCAGUGCCGUUUGUGUCGGAGAAGAAGAAGCACGUGGUGGCAGUGGUGAAAUAAGACAGUGUUCCCGUCUGCGACCGUGUCUAAUUGUUGGUGUUUAUUGGUACAGAAGCUCUACAGAUAAGAGUGCCAUUGUAUCUAGAACUUCACUGCAGCUCAGUUUAGCCACCCUGAACUCCUUAGGAGAUGUGGGCUGUUCCCAACUUGUUCCCCUCGGUUUGCUUUCUUAUUUCACUGAAGAAUGCCGUAUUUCGCUAGCUCAGUUUUGGCUGUUAGAAAUUGCAGAGUGGACCUGACAUAGUCUACGGGAGCCACAUGGCCAUGAAUUAAUCCACGAGUCCCAUGAUGUGCCAGGCAUGAUCCCGACAGCUCCGGUCUCUGCACUCACCCAUGUUGCAAGCCAUUUCCGGCCACUUCACAGCUGGGCACAUGUGAACACCAUGUUAAGGGACAUGACCUUGGCCAGUACCACAAUUGAAAAACUUGGAAGUGCUCUAUAGAUAGGAAGUGCUCCCGCCAUAGCUCGGGGAGGACCAUCACCCUAGCACAUGUGCCUCAUUGAAGAGUAAACCUUGGUGUACACCGUGGUGGAGGUCCAACACCACAGCAGAAAACGGGGCAUAUCGCAGCCUCAUCUUGUGCCAUCAGCAAAACAACAGCAAUCAUUAGGGAAGGAAGGGCAAGAGGGGAGGCAGUGAGCGGUAAAUCAUAGGCGCACUUUCUCCCAACCUGUUAGUGAGGCCUCUGUUCUUGAAUUUACAUUUCGGAGUAUAUGUUCGAUUCUCUUUAACGUUUCUCCAAAUGCUUGUCACCAUGACUCUUCUUGUAAGUAAUUGCCUAUAACAUGUAGAGAAGAAUUAUGCCGGGACUUCUGUUAAUUGAAUUUGUUUCCCAGGGUUAUUGAUAUCUUUGUCUUUGAGCAAAAGGAUCAGCCUCUCUUUGUAUAUCUUUUAUAACUAUAACUAUUCAUUAUAAUUUAUGGUCAAGAUAAUAAACCAUCCUUUUUCUUAGCA
This is a messenger RNA of Sorex fumeus (smoky shrew), 2378 nucleotides long. RefSeq names its product DDB1 and CUL4 associated factor 13 (gene DCAF13). Gene Ontology annotation, molecular function: protein binding. The transcript has 11 exons. The coding region runs from base 85 to 1422 and encodes 445 amino acids. The record is from RefSeq and is a predicted model, not a curated record. Gene Ontology annotation, biological process: maturation of SSU-rRNA from tricistronic rRNA transcript (SSU-rRNA, 5.8S rRNA, LSU-rRNA). NCBI's taxonomy places the organism in Eukaryota, Metazoa, Chordata, Mammalia, Eulipotyphla, Soricidae. Gene Ontology annotation, cellular component: small-subunit processome; nucleolus.